This is a messenger RNA of Acanthamoeba castellanii str. Neff, 1059 nucleotides long. RefSeq names its product protein kinase domain containing protein. Gene Ontology annotation, molecular function: protein kinase activity; ATP binding. The annotation marks the transcript as partial. The record is from RefSeq and is a predicted model, not a curated record. NCBI's taxonomy places the organism in Eukaryota, Discosea, Longamoebia, Acanthamoebidae. The transcript is spliced from 4 exons. Gene Ontology annotation, biological process: protein phosphorylation.
GUCCGACUAAUGACGACGUUGCGGCACCCCAACGUGGUGCUCUUCAUGGCCGCGUCGACCAAAGCGCCGCGUAUGUGCAUCGUGAUGGAGUACAUGUCGCUCGGUUCCCUCUAUGAGCUUCUACACAACGAGCUGAUUGGUAAGAUCCCAUUCGAGCUGAAGGCCAAGAUGGCCUACCAAGGUGCCAAGGGCAUGCACUUCCUCCACUCCUCCGGAAUUGUGCAUCGGGACCUGAAGUCGCUCAAUCUGCUGUUGGACUCCAAGUGGAACGUCAAGGUGUCCGACUUUGGCCUGACCAAGUUCAAGGAGGACAUGGAGAAGCACCGGCCCAAUCGGAGCGAGUGCGGACUCGCCGGCAGCAUCCAUUGGACGGCGCCCGAGCUCAUCAACCAAUCGCCGUGCGUCGACCUGGCCCUGGCCGACGUCUAUUCGUUCGGCGUCAUCCUGUGGGAGCUGCUCACCAGACAGCAGCCCUACGCCGGCAUGAGGGACGGGCUCCGGCCGCGCAUGCCGGACAACGUCGAGGAGCUGUGCACGCUCGAGUACGCCGAGCUCAUCGCGGCCUGCUGGCACCAGGACCCGGCCGUGCGCCCGCCGUUCAUCGAGAUCAUGAGCAGCCUCAGCGCCAUGUUCGAGUGCGGCGACAGCAGCGGCAGCCGAUCGUCCGGCCAACCCUCCGAUAUGUCGUCGUGCGCCGUCCAAGCUUCGUCCGGCAUCUUCGACGACGAUGAUGACGAUGCCGACGACGUCGACAAUGACGACAACGAUGUGUACGAUGUAGACGAGCAAGAUGACGCCGAAGCAGGUGUCGUCAACGUCGACAGUCGCCCUCCGCAGGAGGCAGCCGUCACAAAGGCCAGGUCGCGGGUGGCGGCCGAACAGCUGCGGGUCUUGAGCGAGGGCGACUGGCCGGAGGAGGGCAAAGGGGCGACGACGACAAAGAAAUCAAAGAGGAAAAUGAAAGGGAAAGGAGAGACAAAGAAGAAGAAGAAGAACGAAAGCCAGGGAAGGGCCGCCCAGCACCUGGUGUCGCCGCCCGAGGGUCCCGACGUGACGAUC